UCUCGGGCGCCCCCUGUGGCGGCGGGCCGCGGGCGGCGCGCGCUGCACUCUCUCCUCACGCCGGGACUAGGCUAUCUGAGAGGCGCGCGAUGCUGGCGACGCUGGCGAGGGUCGCGGCUCUGCGGAGAACCCGCCUUCUCUUCGGCCCGGGCCGCGGGAGGGGUUUGUGGACCGGCCGCCCGCAGUCAGAUACUGACAAUAUGAAGCCCUUGGAGGGUGUGAAAAUUCUGGAUCUAACAAGAGUACUGGCGGGACCUUUUGCUACUAUGAAUUUAGGAGAUCUUGGAGCAGAAGUUAUAAAAGUGGAAAGACCAGGAGCUGGUGAUGACACACGAAUUUGGGGGCCACCUUUUGUGGGGACAGAGAGUACUUAUUUCCUCAGUGUUAAUCGAAAUAAAAAAAGUAUAGCUGUAAAUAUCAAGGAUCCAAAAGGGGUGAAAAUCAUCAAAGAGCUUGCAGCUGUUUGUGAUGUAUUUGUGGAAAACUACAUCCCUGGCAGACUGUCUGCUAUGGGCCUUGGAUAUGAAGAUAUAGACAAGAUUGCCCCUCACAUCAUCUACUGUUCUAUCACAGGAUAUGGCCAGACAGGCCCACUGUCUGAGCGAGCUGGUUAUGAUGCUGUUGCCUCUGCUGUUUCUGGUCUGAUGCAUAUCACAGGGCCUGAGGAUGGAGACCCAGUUCGUCCGGGAGUGGCCAUGACUGAUCUUGCUACUGGCCUGUAUGCAUAUGGAGCCAUUAUGGCUGGAUUGAUACAAAGAUACAAAACAGGGAAAGGACUGUUCAUUGAUUGUAACCUACUGUCAUCUCAGGUGGCAUGUUUGACCCAGGUAGCUGCUAAUUAUCUCAUUGGCCAAAAGGAAGCAAAACGUUGGGGCACGGCUCACGGCAGUAUCGUUCCUUACCAGGCUUUUAAAACCAAGGAUGGAUAUCUUGUGGUUGGAGCAGGAAACAAUCAGCAGUUUGCUACUGUGUGCAAGAUCUUGAAUUUGCCCGAACUAAUUGAUGACUCCAAGUAUAAAACUAACCACCUUCGUGUACAGAAUAGAAAAGAGCUUAUCAAAAUACUGUCUGCACGGUUUGAAGAAGAAAUGACCAGCAAAUGGUUAUACCUCUUCGAAGGCAGUGGGGUUGCAUAUGGCCCAAUCAACGACAUGAAGAACGUAUUUGCAGAACCCCAGAGAUCAUUGCUGAGAGUUUUAUCAUUGGCAUUUCCAUCAUUCAACCUGUGUUUCUUCAGGCACAAAGACACCAAGGUAAAGAACGUUAUUUUAAAAAUCUCUGGGUAUCUUCUAACAUUGCCUAUUGUCUAGGUUUUGAUGAACAAGGAACCAAGGUUCCACCCUUCAAGUUGUUCAUUUUAUGGGCUGCUUCAGAUUGAAUAUAGGAUAGUUAGGAUUUUCAUUCCCACUUUUCCCUUGGAGUUCGGUUCAUUACUUUAAUCGUUCUAUGGCAACUCUUGGACCCUUAGUAGUUUCUAAUAUUGGUAUGGCAUAUUUUUAGCACUUCAGUCAUUUUUCAAAUGGAAAAGAUUGCUAUUACCUCAGCCAGGAUACUGGCUUUUGCUACUACCCCAGGAGUCUCUGAAAAUUGCCUUCUUAUCCACCAAAAAGUAGAUUCUAACUGUUACCAUUCUAACAUCAAAAAUUCUUAAUCAUCCAGUGAUAAUUACUGACAGUUGUACCCAAGCUCCCAAGAGUAGAGUUGGUCUCUUUAAUAUAUAAUCUCAUUCUUUGCAGUUUAAAAUACCAAACGUGCACAUAAAGCUUACCUGGAAUUUUAGAAAGACUAGAGAGCAAUGUAGUAUUGUUACAUUUUAAAAAUUAACACGGAUGACUCUGGCCAUUGUGUGUAGAACUGUUUGGCCCAAGAGGUAAGGACACUUGGCUCUUUUAAAAAGAACUCCUUAUCAUUUUGAAUAUUGGAAGGAAUGUAAAGCGCAAAAAAAUCAGGCAAUUAUGUUUUUGGACUACUUAAAAAAAUUCAUUUGCCAAACCUUUAUUAUACUUACGUACCAAGUGUUAGGGAUUUAGCAUGACUUUAGUAAUUCUCUUCCUUUCUGAAAAAAUAAAUUUAAAAUCGACUUAGAUAGCAGAUACAGAGUAAAUGCUGUUGAUGUAUGAAUAAGUGAAUGAAUGAGUUGGUUAACUUGCCAAGUAUAAGUUUUCCAAAUGACAGAGAGGCUAUUGUGCUCCCAGUGGUGGGGCUGACAACCUCUUUGUAUAGCCUUUAUUUGGAAAACCUGUGUUGAAAAGCGCUGCAUCAUGGUUAAGACCCUGGAGUGCUAGCUCUCGGCAGUUUUAUAAACUUACUGGGCUUCAGUUUUCUCAACUAUAAAGUGGUGUUAAUAGGAUCUUUUUUCUAUACUGUCCUGUUACAUGAGAUAAUGUUUAUCAAGGACAGCAGGGUUUGCCAGAGGUAAAGGUGCAAGACACGGUAUUAGCUCCGGUUAUGAUCGUACCCUUAUUUACUGUAAUAUUUUGGUUAAAAAACAAAAAACAAAAAAAACCUUCUUUGGUGGAGACCUUUGCUAAAGGUUAUGUUUUUGUUUAAAAAACUCCUUUGUUUGGUGGCUACAAACAAAUUCAAUGCGGCAGUGGGACCGGGGAUCCCUGGCUUACAAAUCAAGCUGUAAUAAUUCUUUUUAAAAAAGGCAUCCGCGCGCUCUGUGCCAAGAACUCCUCAGCCCUUCAUCAUUCCUGAUUGCUGCAACCCUCUUAUUUUUUGUUUUCCGUAAAAGUGUCCUUUCCGUUUAAGGUGUCCUCCCUUGUUUUUCCCCCGAUGAGCUGCAGAGCUUCUUGGC
Mustela lutreola (European mink) is the source of this 2800-nucleotide messenger RNA. RefSeq names its product succinyl-CoA:glutarate-CoA transferase (gene SUGCT). The record is from RefSeq and is a predicted model, not a curated record. Gene Ontology annotation, molecular function: catalytic activity. The transcript is spliced from 13 exons. The coding region runs from base 90 to 1310 and encodes 406 amino acids. NCBI's taxonomy places the organism in Eukaryota, Metazoa, Chordata, Mammalia, Carnivora, Mustelidae.